Molecule: messenger RNA, 1050 nt
Organism: Nannizzia gypsea CBS 118893
Lineage: Eukaryota; Fungi; Ascomycota; Eurotiomycetes; Onygenales; Arthrodermataceae
Exons: 2
Coding region: 1-1050 (349 amino acids)
Cellular component (GO): endoplasmic reticulum membrane; mitochondrial outer membrane; lipid droplet
Molecular function (GO): 3-beta-hydroxysteroid 3-dehydrogenase (NADP+) activity
Source: RefSeq, a predicted model, not a curated record
AUGGAUGGAACUAUUAUACUUACUGGGGCAACCGGUGGCUUGGGCCAGGAGCUCGCAAAACAGCUCCUCCAGCGCCCUGAGUCGUAUACCCUGAUCUUCCCCGUCCGCGACCAGAAAACAACACAGGCAGUACACCUUCAACGGCUUAUCAAUUCGCACGGCAAAGCCAACCACAUAGUCAGCGUGCCGGAACUUAAUCUCGCCCGUUUUGACGACAUCCGUGCUUUCAUUUCCAAUAUCAAUGAUAAAGUAUCGGCUGGCGUCAUCCCCCCCAUCCGUGCACUGAUAUUAAACGCAGCCGUGUGCUAUGAGUUAAAUGGUCUCCGGUUCACACACCAAAUGAUAGAGACGGAGAAGCAGCCCCCACCAUUCGAGAUGAACUUCGCCGUCAACUUCCUUGCCAAUGUCCUCCUUUCACUCCUGCUCCUCCAGUCCGUAGACAAGCAGCACGGCCGUAUCGUGUACACAUCCAGCUGCACACAUGAUCCCAACAGACCGGAGAACGAGUAUUACAAGCCAGAAAAGCUCAAGUGGGAUAUAGCUGAUCUGGCACAUCCAGACAUGGGCAACCUCGACAAGGAUAUAGCCAUGGAGGCAAUGAGGCGAUACGGUGCCUCAAAGCUCGCCCUCGCUACCUUUAUGCAUGCAUUGAGGAAACGCCUUGAUAAGACCCCAGGCCUAGAAAGUAUAAGCAUCGCAGGCGUCGAUCCUGGUGCAGUACUACACGCAAACAUAGUGAAAAGAGCUUCAUGGAAGAACCGAAACUUCGCAUUUCCGUUGAUGCAGUUGUACACCCGCUGGGUGGCUCAGUACCUCUGGCCUAACGGGCUGUUUCGCACGGCUGAGAAAUCCGCACAGGACCUGCUGUCUGCAGCACUGGGAUCCAAGGACUCCUGGGCCCAUCCUGCAGAAGCAUACUUUGAUGGACGUGAGCAGGUUGAGGCGGCGGUUGAGGCAAAAGAUGAGAGGAAACAAGAGGAGUUGUGGGGGUUGAGUUUGCAGUAUGUAGGCCUGGAUGCGAGCCAGACAAGUCUUAGUACCCGCGCUUGA